UUUGCUGAAAACUGAAAAGGAAGGUUGGAAAAAAAAAAAAAAAAGGCUGUGUAGAUAGCCAAAAAAACAGUGUGGCGCUAGCAACUGCCUUUUACUUGCGUCCCUGACUCCAAGUAUACAAAUUAAAAAUGCCUUCUUCUUUCUCAGCUCCAAUCAUCAGAAGCUGAGCUGAGCUGAGCUUCAACAACCCUCCCUCUGUCUUUAUUUAUUAUCGAUCUCCCUCUUAUUAUCAUACUUCUUCUUCUUCUUCAAUCAUUAUAUAUAUAUUACAUUACAACUCUCAAAACAACUAGAAAAAAGAAAAUGUCAAAAUCAGACUCUUCCCCGGAAACAGCUCGCAGCCGCUUGGCCGUGCUCACCGCUCAUUUAGUUGGAGCAACGACACUCGAGUCAUCUUCGUCGUCGAUUAACCGGUCUUGCGUGUCUGCGCAGGUCUCUCCUCCUGGAAACCUCCGGGGCGCUUUGACGGUGAUCGAUGAGAGGACUGGUAAGAAAUACCAAAUUCCGGUCUCUCAAGACGGCACCGUCAAAGCCUCUGAUUUCAAGAAGAUCUCGACAGGAAAGAAUGACAAGGGGCUGAAGCUGUACGAUCCAGGAUAUCUGAAUACGGCACCUGUUCGAUCGUCGAUUUCGUAUAUAGAUGGUGAUGAGGGUAUCCUUAGAUACAGAGGCUACCCUAUUGAGGAAUUGGCUGAGAGCAGUACCUUUGUGGAAGUGGCCUACCUCGUUAUGUAUGGGAGUUUGCCGUCUCAAAGUCAGUUAGCAGACUGGGAAUUUGCUAUUUUGCAACAUUCAGCUCUACCUCAGGGUGUUUUGGAUAUUAUACAGGCGAUGCCUCAUGAUGCACACCCAAUGGGUGUGCUAGUCAGUGCAAUGAGCGCUCUUUCCAUCUAUCAUCCUGAUGCUAAUCCAGCUCUCAGAGGGCAAGAUCUUUACAAGUCAAAACAAGUGAGAGACAAACAGAUUGCACGCAUUCUUGGAAAGGCGCCAACCAUUGCAGCCGCAGCUUAUUUGAGGUUGGCUGGCAGGCCUCCAGUUAUACCUUCUAGCAACCUUUCUUAUUCAGAGAACUUCCUGUACAUGCUAGAUUCAUUGGGUGACCGGUCUUAUAAACCUAAUCCUCGACUGGCUCGAGUACUAGAUGUACUUUUCAUACUGCAUGCAGAACAUGAGAUGAAUUGCUCCACUUCUGCUGCCCGACAUCUUGCAUCCAGUGGUGUCGAUGUAUACACUGCUCUUGCGGGGGCUGUUGGAGCAUUGUAUGGUCCUCUUCAUGGUGGAGCAAAUGAGGCUGUGCUUAAGAUGCUAAGUGAGAUUGGAACCGUUGAAAACAUUCCAAGUUUCCUUGAGGGCGUGAAGAACAGGAAGCGAAAGAUGUCAGGUUUUGGACAUCGUGUGUAUAAAAACUAUGAUCCUAGAGCAAAGGUCAUUAAGAAACUGGCAGAGGAGGUGUUUUCCAUUGUUGGCCGGGAUCCUCUUAUUGAGGUAGCAGUUGCCUUGGAAAAGGCUGCACUAGAUGAUGAAUAUUUUGUUAAGAGGAAGCUCUAUCCAAAUGUUGAUUUCUACUCUGGGUUAAUAUAUAGGGCAAUGGGAUUUCCGACGGAGUUUUUCCCCGUCCUAUUUGCAAUCCCUCGAAUGGCUGGCUAUUUAGCCCACUGGCGAGAGUCACUGGAUGAUCCUGAUACAAAGAUAAUGAGACCACAACAGGUAUACACCGGGGAAUGGCUGCGGCAUUAUAUGCCACUGAAAGAACGGGAGGCAUCAAGCAAUGCAGAUAAGCCUGGUCAAAUUUCCGUUUCAAAUGCCUCCAUGCGACGGCGUGCUGGAUCUCGGGUCUAGGUCCCCGCUGGAUUUAUAUAAUCCAAGGAAAAUAGAAUAGAAAUCAAUGACAAGAUACUGUCAUGGAUUAAUAAUGUGCCUUCCUUCAAGGUCCCUUCAGCCUAAACGCAUGAGUGUGAAUUUCGCUUUAGGCGUCAAUCAGGUCAUCGCACCAUCUCUGUUUGUAUUCGCAGACAAUGUUACAUAAUCUAUAUUACAUGUUUCACUUGAUGCAUUCGAAUGA
Populus trichocarpa (black cottonwood) is the source of this 2062-nucleotide messenger RNA. RefSeq names its product citrate synthase, glyoxysomal. Lineage: Eukaryota; Viridiplantae; Streptophyta; Magnoliopsida; Malpighiales; Salicaceae. Gene Ontology annotation, biological process: carbohydrate metabolic process; tricarboxylic acid cycle. The coding region runs from base 304 to 1839 and encodes 511 amino acids. Gene Ontology annotation, cellular component: mitochondrial matrix. The record is from RefSeq and is a predicted model, not a curated record. The transcript is spliced from 13 exons.